This is a messenger RNA of Hipposideros armiger (great roundleaf bat), 941 nucleotides long. It is a transcript of the gene COPRS, whose product is annotated as coordinator of PRMT5 and differentiation stimulator. The transcript is spliced from 5 exons. Gene Ontology annotation, molecular function: histone binding. The record is from RefSeq and is a predicted model, not a curated record. Gene Ontology annotation, cellular component: nucleus. The coding region runs from base 220 to 693 and encodes 157 amino acids. Lineage: Eukaryota; Metazoa; Chordata; Mammalia; Chiroptera; Hipposideridae.
CGCCGGGGCCCAGGCGCUGGGGACCGCGGAGCUGCGUCGGGGUCCGCCGCUGCCGUACACGCGGAAGGCGUCCCCCAGCUCGAGGUGAAACCCAAAGGCCGGGUUUGACGCAGGGUCUCCAGAAACUUGUUUUCACCCGCGCGCCAGACAGCUCCUGGAUUUUCAAAGACCGUUAUUACAGUUAUCACCUGCCCUUGUUUACAGUCAGUAAUCUGCUAGAUGAUGAGCUCCUUGAGGGCUGGCUUUGUCCCAGAUGACCACUCCGGUCGGGAGCAAGAGAUUGAGAAGGCUACAGAUCGACUAGCCAGUGGAGUGCAGAGCAUCCCGAAUGAUAGUCCUGCCGGUGGCGAGGGCACGCAUCCUGAAGAGGGAGGCUUUGCUCUGGAUGACGAUUCUGAUGGGGAGCCCAAUACCUGGGAGCUUUCAGAAGGCGUGUCUGGCUGUCCGUCCAAGGAACAGGCUGCUGAUCUCUUUAAUGAGGACUGGGACUUGGAACUGAAAGCAGAUCAAGGGAAUCCCUAUGAUGCUGACGACAUCCAGGGUUGCAUUUCUCAAGAGGUCAAACCGUGGGUGUGCUGCACCCCGCAAGGAGAUAUGAUCUAUGACCCCAGUUGGCACCACCCACCUCCACUGAUACCCCAUUAUUCCAAGAUGGUCUUUGAAACGGGACAGUUUGAUGAUGCUGAAGACUGAGUGCAGCUUUUUGCCUGGCAGGUGGGUGGGCCUACAGAUCAAGGUCACUCUUCCCUUCUGUGAGGUGAGAUGUCAUAUCUGAGGAAACAUUCCCAGCGUUCCCCGGGUCGGGCACACAGACUGAUGUGAAAUAAGGUCCCACGGUCCCCUAGUUCUGUUGUUGUUUUUAAUGAUCUCCUCCUUGGAUGUGUGAGUGUUUUGUGUCUGUGUCAGGAGGAGGACUUGUGCUCUUUAUAAAUAAAGGUAGA